Messenger RNA from Staurois parvus, 1313 nucleotides. The record is from the annotation of a GenBank genome assembly. NCBI's taxonomy places the organism in Eukaryota, Metazoa, Chordata, Amphibia, Anura, Ranidae.
CAGGCGUACUGCGGAGUAAACAGAGGAGCGGAGAUUGUAGAGUGAGGGGAGAGCUCCCCCAUACGGGACCGACACCGAGGAGGGACGGGGAGAGGAGAAGAGAGGAGGAGAUCGGAGCGCCGCCGGGAGUCAGCCGAUCCCCGCUGCGAGGGAGGAGGAGAGCGGGGCGCUGAGGGAGCGCCGAGGAGAGAAGACAGGAGACCGGUUCCAGCCGGAUCCGUCCCGCGCCUGCGCACUGCGCUCCGCCAUGGUGCAGAAGGAUGGACAGAGCGGCCCCAGCGAGCCGGACAAACCGACCGGAACCAGCCCGACCCCCCUCACCGGAGAGCUCAGCGCCCCCCCCGGAGAGGAGGAGCCGGACACCCCCCGGGCCAGGCGCUUCCUGUGCGGGGUGGUGGAGGGGUUUUAUGGACGGCCAUGGACUAUGGAACAAAGGAAAGAGCUUUUCAGAAGGCUUCAGAAGUGGGGGCUCAACACCUACCUGUAUGCACCGAAAGACGACUACAAGCACAGAAUGUUCUGGAGGGAGAUGUACUCCGUGGAGGAAGCUGAUCAGUUGAUGACUUUGAUCUCCGCUGCUCAAGAAUUCGGGAUCGAGUUUAUCUACGCCAUUUCUCCAGGGCUGGAUAUAACCUUCUCCAACCAAAAGGAGGUGUCCACGCUGAAGCGGAAAUUAGAUCAGGUCACCCAGUUUGGGUGCAAGUCGUUCGCUCUUCUGUUUGAUGACAUCGACCACAACAUGUGCCCGGCGGACAAGGAGGUGUUCAGCUCUUUCGCUCACGCACAAGUGUCCAUAACCAAUGAAAUCUUUCAGUACUUGAGCGAGCCAGAAACCUUUUUAUAUUUUGUCCUACAGAAUAUUGUGGCACUUUCUGCUUCCCAAACGUUGCCCAGUCCCCGUACCUGAGAACAGUCGGUGAGAAGUUGCUUCCCGGUAUUGAUGUCCUCUGGACAGGCCCGAAAGUGGUUUCUAAAGACAUUUCUGUGGAAUCCAUCGAGGAGGUUUCCAAAAUCCUGAAGAGGUCGCCGGUGAUUUGGGACAACAUACACGCCAAUGAUUACGACCAGAAGAGGCUCUUUCUGGGCCCUUACAAAGGACGAUCCACUGAGCUCAUCCCCCGUUUCCGGGGAGUGCUGACCAAUCCGAACUGCGAAUUUGAGUCCAAUUACGUAGCUAUUCACACACUUGCUACGUGGUAUAAAUCCAACAUGAAUGGCGUGAGGAAGGAUGUCGUAAUGGCGGACAGUGAAGACAGCACGGUGUCCAUACAGAUCAAACUAGAAAAUGAAGGCAGUGAUGAGGACUUGGAGAC